AGCAGUGGGAAUGACAUCUCCGUCUCCUUCUCAUCCAUCCAUCUCUGAGAACUAACCACGAGGUGAUCUUUGCACCCCCAGCUUGUGUGUACCGGAACAGCCGUCAGGGGUGCAGGCCGACCACACACUCACCCAACCCAACCCAACCCAACCACUGGGGGCGCUGUCGCUCACUAAGCGUUUGACACAAGCGCCAGGCCUUUGAGUCGGUUCAACAUGGUCCCUGUGCUGGCGGUGCUGCCUUGUUAGGAGAGUCCAGGCUUUCAGCGACACCCCUUGAUUUUGUUAGCAGCGAGCUAGCGGGCCGUCUCGGAGCGCUUUGUUAGCCAGGCCGCAGGAGAACAAGAGAGAGAGAAAACAACAACAACAACAGCCAUCAUCAAUGGUGUGUCUACAUCCCGGAGCCGUCACAUCUUCCUGUGUCCGCUCAAUGAACAACCUGCUCCACUCACAUCACGGCUGCACAUGUAUGGCGCUUGGAAGGCUUGGAUGGGAGUUUUGCCAAGCCCAGCACCUGCUGCUUAUUGUGGACAAGUGAACAGAAGACACCAGCUAGUCUAACACACUGCCAUAUACACAGACCCUUACUGCCGCCCAGUCCAACCCCUAUGAAGACGAGCCAACCCUCAGCCUACCAACUACCCCGGGGAACGGAGGAGGCUGUGUUCUUACCCUGGGACCCCAAGGAGCUGACCGUUCUCCUCUUCUCUCUUUCUCCUCAGCUCUCCUUUUCUGCUUUUCCUUCUCCUGAUCGGCCUGAUGUGUGCGAGGCGUUCUUGAAUGGGCUAACCGGUUUCAAAGAAAGAAGGAAGGGAGGACGGCUCAUUUUUUUUGUCCUUUUUCCCCUCUUUCUUCUGAAUGGACGAUCAUUGUCCCCCGUCAUCGUAACCCCUAAUCUGUUCUUGAGCCUGUUUUGCUUUUUGUUUAUCCAAGAAAACACCCUUUUUAUUGCCGAGAAGAACUUUUAGAUAACCACUUUUUCCCCCAUUCUUAAUUUACAAGAAUAUUUUUUGUCAUCUGUGUGGAUGAUCCCCUCCCCCCAAGUGGCAAUACCCACUCAAGAGUACAUUUUGAAUUCUUCAUAAUAUCGUCAUCUUUCCCCAAGAAGAGUACUGCACUUAAUUUCUAUUUUUUGUUUUUUUUCCUUUGGCAAACGCAUUUGAUUUACAAUCCUUUUGACUGUCUUGAAGGCUGUCCCUGUAUUUGUGGCCUACAAUUUUUCUUUCUCGUGCUUCUCUAAGAAUUUUUUAGACAGUCUCUGGAGAAUUUUUUUUUUUUUUUUAAUGUCCCGGAAGCCGUUUUGAACAUCUCGGAAGCCCAGCACUUCGCUUAACUUUUUCCCGUAAGAACCUUUUGAGUCUUAAAAUGAACCGGCCGGCCCCAGUAGAGAUCACCUACGACUGUCUCCGAUUCCUCAUCACACACAACCCCACCAACGCCCAGCUGGGGAGAUUCAUAGAGGAUCUGAAGGCAUAUGGCGUGCAGACCUUAGUGAGAGUUUGUGCUGCUACGUAUGACAAGACCCCGGUGGAGCAGGAGGGCAUACAAGUCCUGGAUUGGCCGUUUGAUGAUGGCUCAGCACCCCCAGACCAGGUGGUUAAUGACUGGCUGAACCUUCUGCAGACUAAAUUUAGAGAGGAGCCUGGCUGCUGUGUGGCUGUUCACUGUGUAGCUGGAUUGGGACGAGCUCCUGUGCUGGUGGCCCUGGCCCUAAUCGAGUGUGGAAUGGAGUACGAGGAUGCUGUGCACUUCAUAAGACUGAAACGUCGUGGAGCAUUCAACUCCAAACAGCUGCUCUACCUGGAGAACUACAAACCCAAACUGUGUCUGCGCUCCAAGGAUGCCAACGGACAGAGCUGCUGUCUGCAGUAGUGAUCAGCACCUCCCACUUUAAGAACCCUCUUCCUCCUUUUUUGUGCCGUUUUCAUCCCUUCAGUCUGACAAAACAACAUAACCUAGCUGUUGUAAGAUUUAAUGCUCUGUCGGCCUAUUAAAUUAAUUUAAAGCACUCUUUUUACAAAUGGUCAUAUUCCUGAACCUUGCUUGUAAAGUAAGAGGGGAAAAAAAAAGUUUAUUCUUUUCAAUUUCUGAAAUUCUCGGACCGGUUGAAAACGAGUUCCAUAGACCAUCGCUGAACUUACUUGGCACACAACAAGCAAUCUUAACUUUUGGGUUUCUGUCAAAUAAUGAAACUAAGUUGGAGGCACAAUAUUUACAUGGCAGUGUAUUGAUUUUUGUUUUUGCUACUCAAUUCCGUUGUUCUGAAAGCUUAUACUGCCUGUUUAAAUAGUAUGUUCCGGAAUGAGAUCGGCACUUUUCACACAACAUGAGAGGAAACUUGGAGAUUAAAUGAAAAUUAAUGUUACUGCCUCAUCUGGACGUCAGCUCAACAGCUCGGGUGUUAAAGGCUGUUCUGAAAAUGACUGCUGUGGAGCAGCUUCAGCAAAACUCACCUGAUGGGGUCGCAGGCGGCGGCUUCGGUUUUCUGUCUCCUAGUUUUUCCGUUCCUGUACGCCCUCAUUGUCUGUACAGUGUAAGGUCGUUUGAUCAUGUGACUGUGGGGUCACACCCUGUAGCAGGUCACCAUUCACUUUUAUGUAAAAGAAAAUGCUGGUGCCCCCCAUAGCCGAAUGGUUAUAGCGUGUGCCACAUGACCGCAACUGUUGCCGGUUCGAUUCCGGCCUUUGUUACAUGUCAUACCCCUCGCUCGCUUUCCCAGAUUUCCUGUCUGCCUCUUCACUGUUACUGUCCAAUAAAGGUAAACAAAUGCCCGAAAAAUAAUCUUUUCGAAAUAGAAGAAGUGGAUGCUGGUAUUUGGGGGAGGAACACGCAGAAUACUGUGAAAACGGCUGGAGUUGAUUUGAACCUCCGCUUUCACCUCAACUGCCGCUUUACUUUUGCAGUGUUUCAUUCGGUGGCUGGAUGCCAAAGUGGACUACCUGUGAGAUCAUCCCCCGACUUGUUGAAGCUAAACUAGAUACUUGACACCCUGAAAAGAGAAUUGACGCCCAAAAUCAACAUCAGCAGUCAGUUUGAGUCCCGCCUUUGGUGCACGUUGCUGCUCCUUGUGUUACUUAUACUUUAUAGAAAGUAAGUCAGUAGUUGGCAGUGUGCGCCUCCAGACAUUGGUUUUUCACCCAUCUGUCCACCAGCUGGUUCGUCCUGAUUUUACUGAUGAUAAUCGGUUCCCACUGGGGGAUGAAAGUCAUCAUUUCUAGCCAGAGUAGUUGGUCUUGUUGUUCUCAUGGCACCACUAACAGAGAGCAGCGGAUAAAGAGGGAAAUGGUAAGGUAAAAGUUGUCAAAUAAAAAAUGUCUCCAUUGUCAGUGUGAUUCAAAUAUAGAUGCUUUCAUAAACAACUGACCAGUUCAAGCUCAUCUUUAUUGUCAUGUAUUUCAAAUACAAGGACAUUCUUGUGCUCUGGCUCUCUGCCUUAACACAACUACACCCCAUGUACAAAACAAAUACGGUGAAUUCAUACAUUAUAUACACAAUAUACUAGAACAGUACAGGAUAACAACAAUGUGAGGUGCAUAUGGGUGCGUCAGCUGCCCAGCAGCCUGACUGCCUGUGGAAAGAAACUAUUACUGAGCGGAUGGUGUGAUGUUUGAUGCUCCAGUAAUGUUUUUUAGGUGGAAGGAGCGAGAGCAGAACAUGAGCGGGGUGGCUGGGGUCCUUAAUGAUGUUUUGGGCUUUCCUUUUGCAGCAUGUGGUGUAAAUAUUGUGAAGGUGUGGUAUUUCCAUGCCAAUGAUUUCUGCUGCUGUCCUUACAGUCCUCUGAAGCAGUCUGCAGACCUGAGCAGUCAGGUUGCCAAACCACACUGUGACACAGCCUGUCAGCAUACUCUCCAUGGUACCGCCAUCAAAGUUCAUACGAGUUUUGGUACUCGUAGCAAAACUCUUGAGAUGCCUCAGAAAAUACAGUCGCUGCUGUGCCUUCUUCAGGAUAACGUUGGUGUUGAGAGACCACGUGAGGGUGUCUGUGAUGUGUAAACCGAGAAAUCUAAAAACUGUCCACAUUUUCAACAGAUGACCCAUUGAUGGCAAUAGGAAUGUGAUUUUCUCUGAGCUUUCUAAAGUCAACAGCGAUAACUUCUGUCUUAUUGGCAUUUAGAGAGAGGUUGCCAUUAUGGCACCACAUGGUUAAAUCUUCCACUCCUAUAGGCCCUCUCCUCACUGCCGCUCAUUAGUCCCAUAACUGUGGUGUCAUCUGCAAAUGUGGUGAUGCUGUCGUGUCAGUGUAUCUGCUAGCGCCAUCGAUGGACAGAGCUUGUUAUGUAGUCUCUCUGCUGCCCUUAUUUCUAUAGAUCCAGUAGUUGUUGACUGUAAACGUUAAGACGUGUGUGACACUGUGCAACAUCUGCAUUUGUGAGAUGGCCGAAACAACAAAGAUCAACUUGCACAAGUUGCUAAAUUCACCAGUGGCCCUUUGGAGCGGCACAGCGGGGCCACCACGGCUACUGCUGGAGGCUGCUGCUGCUGUCUAGUUAGGGCUCUGCACCUACCAAGCUGUCUGCCAACCUGCCGUGCUUCUAAUAUACUGUUGUCUUUGUGUUGGUUUUCUACCCUCUUGUGUUUUAUUUUCUAUCCUGUAUCUGUUUGUAUCAGGUUUAUUUAUUGACUCGAGCGUGCUUCUUAGUGACUUGAAUGUGUGCUGGAAAAGCUGUCCGUCUCCACGUGGAAAAUAAAAG
Molecule: messenger RNA, 4691 nt
Organism: Lampris incognitus (smalleye Pacific opah)
Lineage: Eukaryota; Metazoa; Chordata; Actinopteri; Lampriformes; Lampridae
Product: protein tyrosine phosphatase type IVA 2-like
Exons: 8
Coding region: 1366-1872 (168 amino acids)
Biological process (GO): protein dephosphorylation
Cellular component (GO): nucleus
Molecular function (GO): protein tyrosine phosphatase activity
Source: RefSeq, a predicted model, not a curated record